Tupaia belangeri chinensis (Chinese tree shrew) is the source of this 2502-nucleotide messenger RNA. It is a transcript of the gene DBH, whose product is annotated as dopamine beta-hydroxylase. Lineage: Eukaryota; Metazoa; Chordata; Mammalia; Scandentia; Tupaiidae. Gene Ontology annotation, cellular component: secretory granule membrane. The record is from RefSeq and is a predicted model, not a curated record. Bases 24 to 1835 code for a protein of 603 amino acids. The transcript has 12 exons. Gene Ontology annotation, biological process: octopamine biosynthetic process; dopamine catabolic process; norepinephrine biosynthetic process. Gene Ontology annotation, molecular function: dopamine beta-monooxygenase activity; copper ion binding.
GGCCCAGCCUCUCCGGCUUCAACAUGCGUGAGGCCGCGUCCAUCUACUGCACAGUGGUGGCCUGCUACCUGGUCAUCCUGCUGGCCGUGCUGCAGGGCUUGGCGACCCCUGAGAGCCCCUUCCCCUACCACAUCCCGCUGGACCCCAAGGGGACGCUGGAGCUCUCGUGGAACGUCAGCUACGCCCAGGAAGACAUCCACUUCCAGCUCCGCGUGCAUGGGCUCAGGGCUGGGGUCCUGUUCGGGAUGUCGGACCGCGGGGAGCUGGAGAAUGCCGACCUCGUUGUGCUCUGGACCGACGGCGACACGGCCUACUUCGCGGACGCCUGGAGUGACCAGAAGGGGCAGAUCCACCUGGAUCCCCAGCAGGACUACCAGCUGCUGCAGGCCCAGAGGACCCCAGAGGGCCUGACCUUGCUCUUCAAGAGGCCCUUUGGCACCUGUGACCCCAAGGAUUACCUCAUCGAGGAUGACACCGUCCACCUGGUUUAUGGGAUCCUGGAGGAGCCGUUCCGGUCGCUGGAGGCCAUCAACAUCUCGGGACUGCAGACAGGGCUGCAGAGGGUGCAGCUGCUGAAGCCCGACCUCCCCAUCCCGGCAGUGCCCUCCGACACACGCACCAUGGAGAUCCGCGCCCCCGAUGUCCAGGUGCCGGGCCAGGAGACCACCUACUGGUGCUACGUCACCGAGCUCCCGGCCGGCUUCUCCAAGCACCACAUUGUCAUGUACGAGCCCAUCGUCACGGAGGGCAACGAGGCCCUCGUGCACCACAUGGAGGUCUUCCAGUGCGCAGCCGCGUUCGAGAGCAUCCCCCACUUCAGCGGGCCCUGCGACUCCAAGAUGAAGCCCGACCGCCUCAACUUCUGCCGCCAUGUGCUGGCGGCCUGGGCCCUGGGCGCCAAGGCAUUCUACUACCCAGAGGAAGCCGGCCUGGCUUUUGGGGGCCCUGGGUCCUCCAGAUACCUCCGCCUGGAAGUUCACUACCACAACCCGCUGAAGCUGGAAGGCCGGCGCGACUCCUCAGGCAUCCGCCUGCACUACACGGCCUCACUGCGUCGCUUCGAUGCGGGCAUCAUGGAGCUGGGGCUGGUGUACACGCCCGUGAUGGCCAUCCCCCCACGGGAGAGCGCCUUCGUCCUCACCGGCUACUGCACAGACAAGUGCACCCAGCUGGCACUGCCGCCCUCCGGGGUCCACAUCUUCGCCUCUCAGCUCCACACGCACUUGACGGGGAGGAAGGUGGUCACCGUGCUGGCCCGCGAUGGCCGCGAGAGGGAGGUCGUGAACAGGGACAACCACUACAGCCCCCACUUCCAGGAGAUCCGUAUGUUGAGGAAGCUCGUGUCCGUCCACCCGGGGGAUGUGCUCAUCACUUCCUGCACCUACAAUACGGAGGACAGGAAGCUGGCCACUGUGGGCGGCUUUGGGAUCCUGGAGGAGAUGUGUGUCAACUACGUGCACUACUACCCCCAGACGCAGCUGGAGCUCUGCAAGAGUGCUGUGGACGAUGGCUUCCUGCAGAAGUACUUCCACCUGGUGAACAGGUUCAACAGCGAGGACGUCUGCACCUGCCCGCAGGCCUCCGUGCCUCAGCAGUUCGCCUCCGUGCCCUGGAACUCCUUCACCCGCGACACGCUCAAGGCCCUGUACGGCUUCGCGCCCAUCUCCAUGCACUGCAACAAGUCCUCCGCCGUCCGCUUCCAGGGCGAGUGGAACCUGCAGCCCCUGCCUGAGAUCACUGCCACACUAGAAGAGCCUGCCCCACAAUGCCCCCCUCGCCAGAGUCAGAGCCCCGCUGGCCCCGCCGUGGUCAGCUUUGGCAGGGGCAGAAGCUGAACGGGGUCUGCUCCUCACCCCUCCUCCAAGCUGCUCCCUCGGGCUCACGCCAGCUCUAUGUGAAGACCCCCAGGGGACAGCCCCAUGUGUCUGGCAUGACGAGGCCAGACCAGGCUCCUCUUGACACCUUGGCCCCACCUGAUGCCCCUGCAUGGCUGCAACGAUCCCAUGAGAGCCCCCUGUUGACCUAGCCUGGACUGGGUGGACCCGACCUCAUCUGCACCCAUUGGCUCUGUGUGAAGAUCCGGGGCAUGGCCAGCCCUGCCCCACCUCGCCAGCAGGGCCUGUCCUAGGACCGCAGCCGGGCGGCGGGCACAGACUCAGUGAGGGCGACUGUCGGUGUGCGGUGCCAGCCCUGUGUUUGAUUCUCUGCGAGCGGCUCGUGUCUCCUGGUGGGCGGCUUCCCUGCCAGCGGGGGCAGGACGGGCACUUAGCUAGUUAGAGACCUGCCUGGGGAAAUUGCUCCAUGCACAGUAAAUAGAUAUUUUCGCCCACCUAAAGGGAAACCCCAACAACUAUCUGCACCACCGAAAGGCGACAGCGAACCUCGGGGUGAGAGCUGGCGCAGCUCCCGGGGGAAGGGAAUUCCUCCAGUCAGGUUGCUUCUCCCGGGUGGACCUGGCGCUGAAUAGGCCAGGCUCUGGAGUCCUACCGAUUAAAAGAUCUG